Messenger RNA from Durusdinium trenchii, 435 nucleotides. The record is from the annotation of a GenBank genome assembly. NCBI's taxonomy places the organism in Eukaryota, Dinophyceae, Suessiales, Symbiodiniaceae.
AUGGGGCAAAACUGCUGUUGCGGUCGAGUCAAGGAGGACUGGCCGGAGCCAGACAUCAGGUCGCCUCCGCCCACCUUUCGAAACGUGGCAGAGGUGACUCAAGCACCUGAAGGAGUGGCAGAGGUGGAAGCCAGUCUUGCUGAGGAAGAUCUGCCGAAAUCCCCCAAAAUGCUCACAUCUCCAGCUGCUACCCCCGAAAAGCCGCAGGAGCUCGAGCAAGCCAGCAAGGAAGCCGCGACAGUGGAUGGCAUUGGUCUGGGCUCACUUGCUUUAUUGAGCGAUGAAGGGCAAUCCGUGGUGGUAAAGGCCGUAUCUGGUGGAAAAGCACGACUGUGCAAGGAGUCGCAGCGACAAGUGUCGCAAUCCACCUCAUCCUCACAGCACUGCGUCAAUCCAACGGAUCAUGAUGGCCAUUCGUUAUCUGACGUGGAUUAG